Molecule: messenger RNA, 1416 nt
Organism: Scatophagus argus
Lineage: Eukaryota; Metazoa; Chordata; Actinopteri; Scatophagidae
Gene: usb1
Product: U6 snRNA biogenesis 1
Exons: 7
Coding region: 232-1068 (278 amino acids)
Biological process (GO): U6 snRNA 3'-end processing
Cellular component (GO): nucleus
Molecular function (GO): 3'-5'-RNA exonuclease activity
Source: RefSeq, a predicted model, not a curated record
GUUGUGUUUCACUGGGACCUAAAUCAUUAUUACAAUCCGCUGUUUACAUCAGAAGCGCAGAGCUGUGUUGAAGAUAUGGCGAUUGAUUGACGAAGUCGCAUGAAAAUGCGUUUAAAAGCCGAGCGAAAAUGUUUGCUUUCCCUGUGUUUAUUAACUAUGUUAAUAAGUCGGCUUUUUUAGCUAAUUAACGCAUAUAUGUUCGAUAUGUUCUGACACACCACGCACAGCAGGAUGUUGGUCGGCUACAGCAGCAGCUCGGAGGAGGAAAGCGAGACGGUCGCAGCUACCGCUCAAAAUAGAAACUGCUCUCGAAAGUGCCUAGAGGAAGAUGAUGGUAACGAUGGCUGCCCGGCGGGAAAGAAACCCAAAACUGGAGAACAGGUUCCGAAAACAAGGCUGCCCCUUCCUGGUUGCCUGUUGGCCAUGUUUCCAGAGGAAGCGGACCCACAGACUGACGACAGUGCUCUUCAUGGUGGACGCAUACGCUCCUUCAAACACGAGAGAGGCAACUGGGCCACCUAUGUUUAUUUACCAUACCAUCCUGAGGAGGAGUUCAGGGAGCUGUUGGAGGAGCUGCUCUCAGUAGCAAAGGCUCAUGGUGUGGUUUUGAGCGCUCAGGAGGAGUUCCACCUCAGCCUGUCUCAGACUGUGGUGCUGAGACACCACUGGAUCCAGCACUUCACACAGAGCCUCAGAGCAGGCCUGGUGCACUGCAAGAGGUUUGUGUGCUCAGCAGAGAGACUGAAGGUCUACUGCAAUGCUGAGAGAACCAGGACAUUUUUGGGGAUAGAAGUGUCUACUGGACAUGCUCAGUUGUUGGACCUGGUCCAAGUAGUGGACAGAACAAUGACAGAGUUCCACCUGGACACCUUCUAUAAGGAUCCGUCUUUCCACGUGAGUCUGGCUUGGUGUGUUGGAGACAUGACAGAACAGAUGAAGGAGUGCAUUAAGGAGCUGCAGGGACUAAUUGAUGAACAUGAAGAAGGACCAUUUGUGCUAAGGUUGGACUGUGUGGAGCUGCGCUGCAAGACAGGAAAUAAAACCUUUCACUUCCCUCUGGAGCCCUGACACUUGACACGUACAUUUACAGCUGGCCGACAAUAAAUGUGAUAGGGCUAGGGAGAGAACUGAAUGAUACGAUUAAGGCCAAAACAAUAACAUUUUCAGAGUAUCACAUCUGUGUCAAGUACAGGAGCCAUGCAGGACUAAUCCAAUCCAAUGCAGCUGCUAUUAAAGUGUUGGCAGAGAGGAUGUAAUCACUGUAAUCAUCAUAAUCACUGCUAACAGAUAUGCAGCAUGUCCCAACAAAGACAGUCAAGGCUAACUGGCAAAAAUAAGGAAAAAUAUAUGAUGUUACUGUAUUUUUUUAUGUUAUUUUUAAUACUGUAUAGAAAUAAAGCUGUUACUGUUUCUGUA